AUGUCGUCCAAGACCAAGACUCCUCCUGGCUCAAUCUGCCGAUUCUGUCGUCGUCCUUAUAAGUUUCCCUAUCGGCAGGAAAUUGUGAACGUUCGUUGUCGACAUGCCGGUUGUUUGCGUUGUUUCUUGGGAUCUGGCAUCGACGUUACCGAUACUCCACGACCGGCUUAUCCUAUUCUUACAUGCCCUGAUGCUACCUGCUUGCGUUCCGCGACUUUCGACGUAAGGGGAAUUGUUUUCCCUGAUCAUGGUCCGUCUACUCCUAUCGUCGCGAAAAGUGAUCAUUCUGCCUCGCAGCUGGACGAUGACUCUUCCUCAUCCAGCGAAGACGGGGAUGCUGAGGAUGAUGAUGACGCCUUUGCAGAGGGUGUUGCGUCUCCAUCGGGCUCCAACGUUGUUGGCAGUGCCAUAGCAGCCGAGGCGUCCUUCAGCUCUCAAGAUCGCCCUACAUGUCAUGCAUUGGCUACUUAUACACCUACAGAUACAGUUGCACCCGCUACCGUAGCUGCUGCUUUUGUAUCCGAGGAUGUUUCUGAUGCAUCUACUUCCUCGACUCGUCCUACUGUAACUGCUUCCGGCACUCGCCGCUCCGCACGACUUCGCCUUUCCGUCAAUCGCUACCAGCCUUAG
Messenger RNA from Oikopleura dioica, 630 nucleotides. The record is from the annotation of a GenBank genome assembly. Lineage: Eukaryota; Metazoa; Chordata; Appendicularia; Copelata; Oikopleuridae.